GACCCAGGGCCCAGGGCUUCUGUGGACUCGGACUUUUGAGCAGCAGGCCCAGCAAUGAAUAAAAAUCUGACAGGCUGUUCGGGCAAUGCUACGGUUUGCUAUGGUGAGUCCUGUGUGGUGCCUGACAGAGAUGACAGCGAUUUCAAUGCCAUCCUAAGUGUGGUCCUGAGUGCUGUGCUGACCACCCUGUUAGCCUUGGUGAUGUUCUCCAUGGGCUGCAACGUGGAAAUCAAGAAAUUUCUCGCACACAUCAAGCGACCAUGGGGCAUCUGUGUUGGUUUCCUCUGUCAGUUUGGAAUCAUGCCACUCACAGGAUUCAUCCUGUCAGUGGCCUUUGACAUCCUCCCCGUCCAGGCUGUGGUGGUGCUUAUUAUGGGUUGCUGCCCUGGAGGAACUGCGUCCAACAUCUUGGCCUAUUGGGUCGAUGGCGACAUGGACCUGAGUGUCAGCAUGACCACAUGUUCCACGUUACUUGCCCUCGGAAUGAUGCCAUUGUGUCUCCUUAUCUAUACCAAAAUGUGGGUCGACGCUGGGACCAUCGUAAUCCCCUAUGAUAAUAUAGGUACUUCUUUGGUCGCCCUUGUAAUUCCUGUUUCCGUUGGAAUGUUUGUUAAUCACAAAUGGCCUCAAAAAGCGAAGAUCAUACUUAAAAUUGGAUCCAUCGCGGGUGCAGUCCUCAUCGUGCUAAUAGCCGUGGUUGGAGGAAUAUUGUACCAAAGUGCCUGGAUCAUCUCUCCCAAACUGUGGAUUAUAGGGACAAUAUUUCCUGUGGCCGGUUACUCCCUGGGGUUUCUUCUGGCUAGAAUAGCUGGUCAGUCCUGGCACAGGUGCCGAACCGUCGGUUUUGAAACAGGAAUGCAGAAUACUCAGUUGUGUUCAACCAUCGUCCAGCUGUCCUUCACUCCUGAGGAGCUUAAUUACGUGUUCACCUUCCCUCUCAUCUACAGCAUCUUUCAGCUCAUCUUUGCAGCAAUCUUCUUAGCAUUGUAUUGGGUGUACAAGAAAUAUUAUGGAAAAAAUAACAUAGAAGUGACAGAAGACAAAGACAACCAGACAGAGCCCGAGUCAUCAAUCCAUAAGAUGAAUGGUGGAUUUCAACCAGAUGAAAUUAGACACCAAGUGAACCAAAAAGAAGAAUUUUAA
Messenger RNA from Carlito syrichta (Philippine tarsier), 1143 nucleotides. RefSeq names its product solute carrier family 10 member 2 (gene SLC10A2). The record is from RefSeq and is a predicted model, not a curated record. NCBI's taxonomy places the organism in Eukaryota, Metazoa, Chordata, Mammalia, Primates, Tarsiidae. Gene Ontology annotation, cellular component: apical plasma membrane. Bases 55 to 1143 code for a protein of 362 amino acids. Gene Ontology annotation, molecular function: bile acid:sodium symporter activity. Gene Ontology annotation, biological process: bile acid and bile salt transport. The transcript has 6 exons.